This is a messenger RNA of Rotaria sp. Silwood1, 2886 nucleotides long. NCBI's taxonomy places the organism in Eukaryota, Metazoa, Rotifera, Eurotatoria, Philodinida, Philodinidae. The record is from the annotation of a GenBank genome assembly.
AUGGACGAUCAGACGCUAAAACAACUUGCUUUACAAAAAGAAAAAGAAUGGUUAGCUGUUAUGCAAGAACGACUUGUUGCAUUAGAAGCAACUGUUGAAAAUAGAGACCAACAAUUAGCUGAAUUAAAUCAAAAAUAUAAUCGUUUAUCAGAAGAUUUUAAAUAUAAUUUAAAAUUGAUCGAUGAUCGAGAUAAAGAACUUGCAACAUUUGAUAAUCGUUUCAAAGAAAUGAAAAAAAUUUUAAAUGAAAAAAAUAGUGAAAUAUCAGAAUUGAAAAUUGUUAAUGAUCAAUUAUAUACAUUAAAAAAACAAAUUGAAUUACAAAUAGAUGAAGAAAAAAAGCAUUUUUUACAUCGUUUAUCAAUAAAAGAAAAAGAUUUAUCAAAUUAUAAACAACAAUGUGAUCAGAUACUUCAAACAGAACGUGAACAAUUAGAACAAGAACGUCGAGCUAUUAAUCGUCGUCUUACAGAACUUGAAAAUGAAUUAGAAAGACAACGACGAGAAUUAACUAAUGAAUUUGAAACACAAACAAAAAAACUUGAAUAUGAUUGGAAACGUCGUCAUGAUGAUGUUAUCAAUUUACAACUUGCGAGUGAACUGAAAAGUAAAUUAUUAACUGAAGAAUUGGAACAAAAUGUUCAAACAAUUCGUAAAAUAGAAUUGAACAAUAUUGAAUUAACAGAACGAAAUAAAACACUGGAAAAGUCAGUUAAAGAACUCGAAUGGCAAUUACAUGAACAAGAAGCUGUAAAAAAUGCAAGGAUUAAAGAACUUGACUUGAAGUGUAGUAAUGUUGAUGGAAGACUUCAAGAACGAGAAGAUGAUUAUAGUCGAAAGUACAGUGAACUUGAUCGAUUAAUACGUGAGAAAGAUGUUAAAAUAGAACAAUUAAAACAAAGUUAUCAAGAACUUGAAGAUAAAUGGCAAAGUUCAAAUGAUCAAUGUUUUCAAUUACGACAACAACAAAAUGAAAAACAACGUGAAUAUGAACAGAUCAUCCGAGAAAAAGAUACAUCUCUAUCUACGCUACAAGAGGAAAUAAAUCGAAUAAAAAAACAAUGGAAUCAUCAAUUAACACAAAUAAGUAAAGAACAUGCCAAUGAAAAUAUUGAACAUCGUGCUUUACAAGAUGAAUGUGAUACAUUAAAAGCUGAACUUAAAAUUAAAGACAAUCAUAUAAAUCGAUAUAAAAAAGAACUUGAAGAGGCUUUGGAUCGUGAACGUGCAUUAGAAGAAGCAAAAGCACAAUUAGAUAUUGAUUGGCAAAAAAAACUUGAUCAAAAUCAAAGACAAGAAUAUCAUAAAUCAGAAGAUCUUAUUGAAAAAUUGUCUAGUGCUCAUGAACAGGCUAUUGCACAAGUAAAAAAAUUAGAAAAUGAUAUUCAUUUUAAAGAUGAUUUACUUAAAGCUUAUACAAAUCAAUAUAAAUCAAAUGGUGGCGAUGCUGAUGUUUUAGUUGUCUUACAACGUGAAAAUGAAAAUCUUCGUUCAGUUAUUUCACAAAUGCGACAACAAAUGGAAGCACUUGUAAAUGAUUUACCUGGUCAAGCAACAUCCGGUCAAUCAAAUUUAAUUGUUGAAUUACAAAAUGAAAAUCAAACAUUACGUCAACAAAAUCGUGAUUUAAUUUCUCGGCUUGAUUCACGUCAUUCAAAUCUUGAUAUUGAUCAUACAGCUGUUAAUAAUGAACUUAAAAAAAAUCCACAAUUAAGCAGUUAUGUACAAUCAUUGAAUAAUACCAUUGCAACUUUACGUACGGAAAAAAUGCAACUUGUAUCUCAAGUACGAAAAUUAGAAGGUCGUUUAAUUCAAAUAGAAAAGAAUCAUGAUAAUUUUCAACGAGAACUUCGACAAAGACAAUCACGUAUUGAUCAAUUGACAUAUCAAUUAAAUGCUGAUGAUCGUCGUCAUCAAACUGAACUGGCUAGUAUGAAACAAAAAAUGAGUGAUAUUGAAGUACUUCUAUUAGAAACAAGACGUGAAGCAGAUGAAUAUCAAAAAUCAAUUAUUGAACGAAAUGCUGAUGUUGCUGAAUUAGAACGAAAGUUAAGUGAAGCAAAAUUAGAACUAGCUGGUCGCACCCCACUUUUUAAUUAUGGUGGUCAAGAAAUUCUUAUUCAACAGCUGCAAGAUGAAAUUGAACGAUUGACAAAGAAGUUUUCUGAAGUACGACCUAAACUAAAUAUUAAUAAUGGUGAUACCAAUGAUGAUGGUGUCAAUGUUACGGAAGUUCUUUUAAAACAAGAAAAUGAACAAUUAAAACGUCGAUUAGAACAAGCAAAUAGUCGUAUUCAAACAUUAAUUCGUGAUAAAGAACGUUUAUUGGAAAUUAGUAAUAAUUUGCGAUCACAAUUAAAUCGAUAUGAAGAUGAACCAGUAAUGAUAAAACGUCCACAAAUCGUUGAUGUAAUACCAACAAAUAUUCGUUCGAAUAUUCCAACUUCACCAAAAAAAGAUUAUGUUAAUCUUGAAAGUAAACUUCAACGACUUGAACAACUUCAAUAUGCUUUAACAAAACAAGAGUUAGAAAAUCGAAAACGAGCACAUCAAGUAGCCAAUGAAUUGCAACAACAACAGCAGCAACAACAAAGACCAACAAGUGCACCUGAAAAAACUGAAAAUCCAUUAAUGAAUAGUGGUAAUACAAUAACAACAAUAGCUUCGGAAAAUAUUCGCGAUUUAUGGAAAGUACUUGACAAUACGCCUGGUAAAGGGCCAUCUAUAGCAAAAUCAUCAACAAUUAAUGUUAAUGCUCAACGAAAAGUGUUGACAACUCGUUCUACACGAUCGUCCAAUCAACAACAACCAGCAACAGCUCGUGGUGGAGGAAGAGGAGGAAGUACUCGUCCAAAAGUUCGUAAUUGGAAUACUCGUGAUGAUUAA